This is a messenger RNA of Penicillium verhagenii, 1020 nucleotides long. RefSeq names its product short-chain dehydrogenase. Bases 1 to 1020 code for a protein of 339 amino acids. The record is from RefSeq and is a predicted model, not a curated record. The transcript is spliced from 4 exons. NCBI's taxonomy places the organism in Eukaryota, Fungi, Ascomycota, Eurotiomycetes, Eurotiales, Aspergillaceae.
AUGGCUGUAUCUCACCCCGAGUUUAACGAGAAAUCCACGGCGACGGAAGUCGCUAGUGCAUUUGCAGGACAGAUUCAAGGCAAGAAUGUGGUCAUUACUGGCGUUGGACCAAAUAGCUUAGGCGAAGCCAUUGCACUGGCGAUAGCUAGCCAGCAACCCAAAAACUUGAUUCUGGCCUCUCGUACUGCGAACAAAGUCCAGGAAGUUGCCGACAAAGUGCAGGCACAGACCCCAGGAACAGCUGUCAAAACUGUGGUAUUGAAUCUUGCAUCUCAAAAAUCCAUCCAAGCUGCAGCAUCAAUAAUCCAGGGGCUACUCGACCACAUCGACAUCCUCAUCAAUAAUGCUGGAAUGAUGGUCCUAGAUCGAGAGACCACAGAAGAAGGCAUUGAGAUUCAGUUUGGAACAAACCAUGUUGGCCACUUUCUGUUCACAAACCUACUCAUGCCCCAACUGAAGAAUGCGGCUAAAGCCUCUGAGCCUGGGUCGACCCGAGUGGUUAAUGUCACUAGUGCUGGUCACCGCUUGUCGCCCAUCCGAUUCCAUGACUAUAACUGGGAGGGCAAAGAAGUUCCAAUAGAUGAGAGACCUCCUGAUGGACUGCCACCCAUGUUCAGUCCCACGGCAACCGGGUAUAAUGGAUGGUUAGCAUAUGGGCAGUCCAAGGCGGCCAACAUUCUGUUCACAGUUUACCUCACCCAGAAUCUUGCAUCUUCGGGCAUUGUAUCAUACAGUGUCCACCCUGGCUCUAUCUGGACAGGUCUGAGUCGAAGUCUUGAUGAGAAUGGUACUGAAACCAUGUCAAAAACCAGUAAAUUCUGGAAGACGCCCGAUCAAGGCGCAGCCACCAUGCUCGUAGCUGCUUUGGACCCGGGAUUGAACGUUGCAUCUGAUCCAUCGGCCGUUUAUCUCAGCGAUUGCCAGUUUGCCACCGCAGUACCUCACGCUGUCAGCUUGGAAGCCGCCGAAAAAUUGCACCGGUUGAGUGAAGAAUUGGUGGGGAUGCAGUUUCCCCUAUGA